UCCAUCACUCGCCGCCAGGCUUCUGUCAGCACCCACAGGAACUGCUGGGCCCCGCGGUUGUCACCCAGACCCCACACGAACAGCUCCUUCUGCGGCCCUGCCCCCAUUGGCAACCCUGGCCCACCUCUCCCCGACCUUCUCACGACACCCACCCUCAAAGCAACCUCCCAGCAUUUCCAUAAAAUCUGGGUACUCUGACUAAUCCCUUUUCCGAACGGUAAUUUCCCCCGAGGCUUCUGUCAGCUGGAUGUGGAUUUUGUAGGAUUUUUAAUUUUUUUAAAAAAAAGAUAGAGUUAUGGGGUCAGCACUUAUGACCAACUCCUGUAGGCGGUGAGAUCUAUUUUAGAUAUACGGCAGGAUUAAAGUGGGGAGGAGAGCAGAUUUAAUUAAGUUGCUAAUAUUUAAAGAAAAUUGAUGAACUCCUGGUUUACGAGUAGCACGGUUGUGAACAGACCCCUCAUUCCGGGGAGGCUUUUUAUUUGAUUUGCUUUCCGUUUAAAUCCUGGACUCAUUUUAUUUGCGUAGCCGCACUGUCCGUUUAAUUGUCUUUAAUAAGGAAAACGUACCUCUGCUCGCAUUUAAUUUUGAUUUAAUUAGGAGGAAGUAAUUAAUGGCUUCAUAAAUCCCAUUUUUCAGCCCCCUGGGAUGAGAAACCAUCACUCUUGUGUUUUUCAUGUUGUUUAUGAUCAAGGGAUGGGGCUUGAGGGGGAUUUCUCCUCCAAGGCUGGCCACACUUGAUGUGGUAGAAAGAACUCUGAAUGUGGUGUCAGGCUUUGGAGCCGUCUCUCAUCACCUGUGUGACUUUAGGUGGGGUUUAGACCCUCUCUGGGCCUCAGUUUGCCCACCUACACAAUGGGGAGAGAGUAAGUUCUGAUGCACAAGAUGAGACAUCAGUGAGAUAGCAGUCAAGGGUCUAGAACUGUGCCUGGUGUGUUUUAGGUUCCCAGCGAUUGUCCAUGUGUACCUGGGAUUUAAGAGUGGCUGAAUUAAGCAGAAAUCCCAGAAGACAACUGGGGGAGUCUGAUGACAGUUGUAUACUUUAUUAUUCAUGUAUUCAAUAUGUUUGGUGCUGUGCCCCGUGCUGGGUGCUGGGGAGUUGGAAUAAACAGCCAGAUGCUUGACCCUCAAGGAGCUUGCAAACUCACACUCACGUGCGCGCACACACACACACACAUUCAACUUUGCCACCCCCUGUAUUUUCUCUGCAGGUAUUGUCAGGGUACCUAGUGCGUGCCAGGCACAGAGAGUUCUGACAUAGACAAACCUAACUUAGUCCAUACCUUGAGGCCCAUGACAGCUGGGGACACAGAUGUGCAACACUAGAAGUUACAGGAGGGUGUGGAGUGGAGGGGUUUGUGUACGGGGCAGGAACGGAGUAGGUGAGGUCUCUUCAACCAAAUAAGAGGGCAUCUGAGAGGGCUGCCUGGAGGAGGAAACAAGCUGAAUUUGAAAGACAAGAAGGCAUUGAUUGGAUCAUGGCCCCUAGAUCUCCAGUAGGUCAGGAUUUGAGUCUGUGUGGUUCUUGUAUCAGGAGAUAGGGGAUGAACUAGGUGACCCCUCAACCCCUCCUGAGACCAGCACAGGAAAAGGAGAGGGAACUAAUUUACAUUGAGCACCUACUAAGCGCAAGGAGCUUCCAUAUAUUAUCUUAUGAAUCUUCAGAAUAUAUAUGGUGAAGCAAUAUCAGCCCCAUUUACAGAUGAGAAAACUGAGGCUCAGAGAAGGGUAGCCACUUGCCCAGGCGCGUGCACAGGUUGCUGGCAAAGCUGAAGCUGGUACAGAGCUGAUUCUGACUCCAAAGCACGUAAUCUUUCCUGAUGUGUGGCUUGAGGUUCUUUUCCAAAUGGUAAAAUGGAGGCUUAGAGAGAAGAGGCCACCGAUGACUGUGGCCUGCAGGGCACAGGGCAAAAGACUGGUGUCAAGGCCACUGUCCAAGCUGUGCAGCCCAGUGGCCACCCGGUAGCCCACUCCUUCCCCUUUUCUCCCUCAUCCUCUGCUGCAGGCAUUGUAAGCAGACUAGCCAGAUUCCCAGAGACUGCAGAGAAACCAAACUGGACUUUGGAGUCAAACAGACCUGGGGCCACCUCAGUCUCUUCACCUGGAAAAUAGGGAUACGUUUGCAAACCCCACAAAGUCAAGCUCAAUUUCUGCAGAUGGCCUGCAACACAUGUGUGACACAUAGUGGGUGCUCAAUAAAUGAGAGCACCGUCUUCCAUCCUCCACUCCCAGCUGAGAGUCCUGAGAAAUAUCUUCUUAGGGCAGAGCCACAGGCAUUCCCCCUUCACUCUGGAGCUGGGACCCAGGCAGGCAGGGAAGGCAGCCCCAGCUGGGCCUGAAUUCGUAACUCCCAGAUCUUAGCUCCUGCCCAGGCCGAUUGCCCCUGUCUGACUCUGCGGUCCCCAGAGAGCAGCCAGUAGGCCCCAGGGUGAGCUCUGCAUCAUAUUCCACAGAAGAUGACAUCACCAUAGGCUCUACUCCCUCCUCUCCAUUCCUCACUCAUAAGUGAGCCCUGCCUGGGAUCUGAGUUAAAACGUCAAGGGCUGCAGGGACAUGAUGGAGAGCCAGGAGAUGGAAAGGGAAGGAAACAACCAUUAGCAGAGUGCUUAGGUCAAUGUAAACAUGCUCUCAUCUAAUCCUCCCCACACCUGUGCCAAGUAGAGCUCGGUCUGAUUUCUCAGGUGGAAACACAGGGGCUCAGAGAGGUAAAAUUGACAAACCUAUGGUCCCAACAUUAGUGAGUAGUAGAGUCAGGAGCGUGCUUCCCACAGUUAGCCACCUGACACAGCACAUGACUUCCCCUCUCUGUGCCUCAGUUUUCCAACCUGAGAAAUGGGAAUGAUAAUGUUUCACAGGACAAUGAUGAAGACUAAUAAGAUUAUAGCUGUUAAGCAUCUCUUCGAAUGGCGUCUAUUCUAUCACACUGCUCAGAAGUGUUUGCUGAUGAAAUAAGCUGACAACAGAUCAGACUGGGAAGCAGAUAGAGCCACCCCAAAAGGGAACAGAAUCACCCCCUCUCACCCCAUCUCCCCUGGGGCAAUGGUAGAAAAAAUGUAUAAACAGCAAACAGGAGAGACAGGUCUCCUCAUCCUCAGCACUGCCAAUGAUUCAGGGCUGAUGUCCUGAAAUAAUUUUAUUGGGGGCAUUAAACUGAGUUAUGAGGUUUUUACAAUCCAGCCACUUAUGAGAAAUCUAUUAACAGUAACUGGACAGGAAGAAGGCUUCUCAGUGGAGCCCAGGACGGGCAUUAAUUGGGGCAAUCUAUAACAGGACGGGGACCCGGAAAGGUUCCACCAGACGCCUCCAUUUAGUCCCCGCAAUUUCUGCUGAGAAUCAGCAGACUCGCCAAAAAGAGAGAGAUGCCCAUUAAUCGGCUAAUGAAAUAUGAAAAUGUUUAUGGGCCAUUCAAUCUUCCAAAUGGCACUUCUAUAAUCCACCUUUCAGACACAAAGUUCUACCAGCAGAAUUUAUACCCCGGCUCCUCCUGCGUGGCAGGGGAUGGGCUUUUGUCCCCCUUCGUGAUGACUUCAUGGGCACCUGUUCUCCUGCUGAGUGGGCUGGGGUCCACAGCACCCCAGCCUGAAAGGAACUUUAGGGGUUCUCUCAUUCACACUCCAUCUCCAUGGAAGCUUAGAGAGGAGCAGGGACCUGCCCAAAGCCAUUAGCUUCAUUGGAAUGGAUUUUCCUCUGCGCGAAGCUGCCUGGGAGAUUUGGGCAUUGGAAGAUAAGGACUUAGGUGUUUCUGAUUGCAAGAAAACAGACUUCUUGCUGGUUCCUCACCCAAGAGAUCUCAGGGCAGUGGAAAUAGCCUGGAAUCUGGAGCCUAAUAGUGCCUAGAUUAAAUCCUGGUUAUAUAUAGCUAACAUUUAGUAAUAAUAUAAUAAUAACGAUAGCUACCAUUUAUUGGGCACUCAUUAUGUCUCAGACGGGGCUGAUUUUCAGCUAGUACAAACUGGUAUAGUUGUACUGGUUGUUAAAACCAUGAAAAACCUCCAUACUUGUAGUAAAUAGUCCCUCUCCUCUCCCUCGCCCCAACUCUCUCAGCCCCUUGGGCCUCUCUGUGAUCCAGCAACCAAAGGGCUCCUGCCUGGCCCAGCAGGGAUCCUGCUGCAGUACCACUGCCUGGGCAGUGCACCCACCAUGCUGGCUGUUAAAUAUUGUAAAUGUCACCUGGUAACACCUGCUAAGGGCCUUGUGUGGAUUCUCAACUCAGCAAACCCCUCAGUACCUCUGGGAGGAAGAUGCUAAUAUGAUUCCCAUGUUACAGAUGAAGCAACUGAGAGCCAGAGAGGCAAAGUGAUGGGUGAGGAUGCACAGGGAGGAGAUGUCAGAGCCAAGGCUGGGCCAGGUUGCACUGUCUCUCCCCUGCCCUGGGCUCCUCUCUGGAGGCUUUAGAUGGAAUAGGAAAGCCCAGUGUGGAGUCAGACCAGCUCUUCCAGUGGCCUGACCUUGAAGAACCCAUUCCACUUCUCCAAUCUUCAUUAGGAAAUGGGGAAAAAAAUCUGUAAAAUAAAGAUAGCAAAACCUACUCUAGCAGGUUUUUUAAAAAAGCAUCUUGAACUAGAAAAGUACAUAAAUUGCUUAGCCAGUGCCUAGCACAUAGAAGGUGCUCUUUCAAUUGACAUCCCUUCCUCCUCUCUCCCUUCACUCCCUGCCAUGUGCCGUGUCUUGAGCCUGGUUCUCCAUAUACCAAGAUGAGGAAGAUGCCACCCCAACCUCCUGUGGUGCAGAGUCUAGGGAGCGGUGGACCUGUAAUUCACAAUCCACUCCGACUCUGACGAGGGUGACGGGGCCAUCAAGUACACCAUCUCAGGCGAGGGUGCUGGGACCAUUUUCCUGAUCGACGAGCUGACAGGCGACAUUCAUGCCAUGGAGCGCCUGGACCGCGAGCAGAAAACCUUCUACACGCUGCGGGCCCAGGCUCGGGAUCGCGCCACCAACCGCCUACUGGAGCCCGAGUCGGAGUUCAUCAUCAAGGUGCAGGACAUCAAUGACAGUGAGCCCCGCUUCCUGCACGGCCCCUAUAUUGGCAGCGUGGCCGAACUCUCGCCCACAGGCACGUCGGUGAUGCAGGUGAUGGCCUCGGAUGCGGAUGACCCCACGUACGGCAGCAGCGCUCGGCUGGUGUACAGCAUGCUGGACGGCGAGCACCACUUCACCGUGGACCCCAAGACCGGUGUAAUCCGGACGGCUGUGCCUGACCUUGACCGCGAGAGCCAGGAGCGCUACGAGGUGGUGAUCCAGGCCACAGACAUGGCGGGUCAGCUGGGUGGCCUCUCAGGCUCCACUACCGUCACCAUCGUAGUCACCGACGUCAAUGACAACCCUCCCCGUUUCCCGCAGAAGAUGUACCAGUUCAGCAUCCAGGAGUCAGCCCCCAUCGGAACGGCCGUGGGACGUGUGAAGGCUGAGGACUCAGACGUGGGAGAGAACACGGACAUGACUUACCACCUUAAGGAGGAGAGCGGCAGCGGCGGCGAUGUGUUCAAGGUCACCACAGACAGCGAUACUCAGGAGGCCAUCAUCGUAGUGCAGAAGCGCCUGGACUUCGAAUCCCAGCCCGUGCACACCGUGAUCCUGGAGGCCCUCAACAAGUUCGUGGACCCCCGCUUCGCCGACCUGGGCACGUUCCGCGACCAGGCGAUCGUGCGCGUGGCCGUGACCGACGUGGACGAGCCCCCCGAGUUCCGGCCACCCUCCCGCCUCCUGGAGGUGCAGGAGGACGCGCAGGUGGGCUCCCUGGUCGGCGUGGUGACGGCGCGGGACCCCGACGCCGCCAACCGGCCCGUCCGGUACGCCAUUGACCGCGAAUCAGAUUUGGACCAGAUCUUCGAUAUCGAUGCGGACACAGGCGCCAUCGUGACUGGCAAGGGGCUGGACCGCGAGACAGCUGGCUGGCACAACAUCACGGUGCUGGCCAUGGAGGCGGACAAUCAUGCCCAGCUCUCCCGGGCAUCCCUAAGGAUCCGAAUCCUGGAUGUGAACGACAAUCCCCCAGAACUGGCCACACCCUACGAGGCAGCUGUAUGCGAGGAUGCCAAGCCAGGCCAGCUCAUCCAGACCAUCAGCGUGGUGGACAGAGACGAGCCCCAAGGCGGGCACCGCUUCUAUUUCCGCCUGGUGCCUGAAGCUCCCAGCAACCCUCAUUUCUCUCUGCUUGACAUCCAAGACAACACCGCUGCAGUGCACACGCAGCACGUGGGCUUCAACCGGCAGGAGCAGGACGUGUUCUUCCUGCCCAUCCUGGUAGUGGACAGCGGGCCACCCACGCUGAGCAGCACGGGCACACUCACCAUCCGCAUCUGUGGCUGCGACAGCUCCGGCACCAUCCAAUCCUGCAACACCACGGCCUUUGUCAUGGCCGCCUCCCUCAGCCCCGGCGCCCUCAUUGCACUCUUGGUCUGCGUUCUCAUACUGGUCGUGCUGGUGCUGCUGAUCCUCACCCUCAGGCGCCACCACAAGAGCCACCUGAGCUCGGACGAGGAUGAGGACAUGCGGGACAACGUCAUCAAGUACAACGACGAAGGCGGCGGCGAGCAGGACACCGAAGCCUACGACAUGUCGGCGCUGCGGAGCCUCUACGACUUCGGCGAGCUCAAGGGCGGCGACGGGGGCGGCGGCGCGGGCGGCGGCGCGGGCGGGGGCGGGGGAGCGGUCGGGGGCUCGGGCGGGGGCGCGGGCAGCCCCCCGCAGGCCCACCUACCCUCCGAGCGCCACUCGCUGCCGCAGGGGCCGCCGAGCCCCGAGCCGGACUUCUCAGUGUUCAGGGACUUCAUCAGCCGCAAGGUGGCGUUGGCGGACGGGGACCUAUCGGUGCCGCCCUACGACGCCUUCCAGACCUACGCCUUCGAGGGCGCGGACUCACCGGCCGGCUCGCUCAGCUCGCUGCACAGUGGCUCGUCGGGCUCGGAGCAGGACUUCGCCUAUCUCAGCAGCUGGGGUCCGCGCUUCCGGCCCCUGGCCGCGCUCUACGCCGGCCACCGCGGGGACGACGAGGCCCAGGCCUCCUAGCCCUGCGCCCUGCCGUCAGGGCGCGGCUGCUCACCCGCCCAGCACACGCCGGGGCCCCCAGGACAACGCGUUUCCCCGUGGACCCCCUUCCCUGCCCUCCCCAACCCUCCCUCGGCGGCCGGACGGAGGAGGACUUGCUAGGAGCGGAUUCUCUCGCUCCUCCUCCUGUAGGGGUGCAACUUUGGGGCCCAGAGGUGCGGGAUUCUGACCAACGGCAUUAAAACUGAGGCGAAACCGGGCGCGGCGUGGCUCUGGGGUUAGAAUGGGAGAUGGGGGUGGCGUUGCAGAGUCGGGAAGGGGCGGGUCACUCAAUCCUGGCCUGGGGGAGAAUGCUGGAGGGAGCACGCCGCUGAGAUGCCCCCACCCCAGGUUUCCCCCAUCAGAGUUAAGAGGAAAGAAGGCUAUUCAUUUACUAAGCACCUACUGUGUGUUGGGACGCUGUACAGAGACCAGCUCAGUCGUCAGAGAAACCAUGAGGUGGUGUCCUGCACGGAAUAGAAGGGGAAAGGACCCCAGAGAAGUGGCUGUGACCCGUCCAAGGGCACCUGGCCAGUGAAUGGCAGAGCCUCUGGCACUGGCCAGCUGCCUGGCCUCGGGCAAGUCACUUCACUUCUCUGGGCCUCAGUUUCCUCAUCUGUCAAAUGGGGUUAAUAACAGAACCUACCUCGAAGAGUUGUGAGGCUGAAAAGGGUUCAUAUGUGUCAAGUGGUUAGGACAGUGCCUGGCACAUAGUAGGUGUUCAAUAAAUGCUAGCCUUUGUUACUAUUCUUA
Molecule: messenger RNA, 7779 nt
Organism: Macaca mulatta (Rhesus monkey)
Lineage: Eukaryota; Metazoa; Chordata; Mammalia; Primates; Cercopithecidae
Source: RefSeq, a predicted model, not a curated record